Molecule: messenger RNA, 3732 nt
Organism: Penicillium lagena
Lineage: Eukaryota; Fungi; Ascomycota; Eurotiomycetes; Eurotiales; Aspergillaceae
Product: putative ubiquitin conjugating enzyme
Exons: 3
Coding region: 1-3732 (1243 amino acids)
Molecular function (GO): NAD+ poly-ADP-ribosyltransferase activity
Source: RefSeq, a predicted model, not a curated record
AUGCCUGGGAAAGAGCCUCAUCACGUGGACCCCCAAGGCUUUCUCCCCACGAUGCUGGACCUGAACGGGCGACCUUUCUCCGUCGUCCAUCAAGAACACAACAGCUCCAACUUCCGCCGCGGGUUGGACGGUAGAUACCGUCGCGUUGGUGUCUACCUGACCGCUGUCGUCUUGUUGACAUCCUCGACUUCCCGGCUUGCUUCAUCAAUCGUUCCCCCAUCAGCAUCUUAUCUCUUCCUCGUCAGGCCGCCCAUUUCACUGCUUGUCUUGUCACACCCAGCGACUGAUAUCGAGAAUAUCACCACCAUGCCUCGAAAAGAUUUCCGAAAUGACCUCAACCAAGCCACGCCUCCUCAACUUUUCCCUCACUUGAGCCGUGUUAGAGCCGGCGAUGAUGAUGAGUCCAUCCUUUUCACUUUCACUUCUUCCCACAUGCAAGUCGAUUUUCAAGUCAUCAUAUCCGACUCCCACGAUUAUCCGCGCGACCACAGCUAUUUCAUCUUCUCGACAUCCGAUAAUGUCAGUGAAGCGGUGAUGGACUCCUUGGCUCGCACUAACUUUACGGGCUCGUCGGUCCACCAUAUGCUGCGCCGUAUCGAUGACAUUGUUAACCAUGUGAUCCACGAUCGUGAUCCGCCGGCCACGGCGAUGCCAGAUGAUCCCGACCGCCAGGAUAGUGCUGAGGAAGCGUUCGAGGAGGACGACGAAUAUGAGUCCGACGAAUAUGAGUCCGACGCUGAUUUCGACCCGAGCUUUUCUCUUCCGGUCCAUGACAAGACGGAACUGCGAACCACGCUGCGCCGAGAUCUUCAGGCCGCAAAAGCCGCUGGAUUCAGGGUCGGAUGCCUCGAUGAUAUCACCGGCUGCGUGAUCGUCUCCGUGUCUUGCCGCAUUGCUCAUCUCGGCCUCUCGGAGGAGGUCAUGCAGACCUGGGAUGUCCACCCCUCCGAGUAUUUGGUCAUGCUCAUCCGUUAUCCAUCGCGAUACAUGAAUCUGAAAAGAAUCCUCGAUGAUGGAGCCAAUGCCAAGAGCUAUGUUGUUCAAAUCCAUGUCGGGCUUUGCAACUCCUACAAACCAUCUCUCGAGCAUGCGAGGAAGGCCUGUCAGGCCACGACAACUACUGGUCACGAAGGGCCGCAAACAAACAGCAAAAAGGUGAGCCAUGGCAUCCGGAGCCUUUUCAUUGGCGGAGCACUCAAUAGUCUUCUCAAUGAUCGAUUUCUGGAUAUCGUACGGCUUCGUUUGAAGUAUGGCUAUUCUUGGACCGGAGCCGAAGUAUCCUUCCAACGGAGUCAAGGCAAGAUCCUCGACGACACCAACACGGCAUCAGACGAAGACUAUGAGGAAGAAACGUGGGCAGCUUCCGCUCCCACCUUUCUUGCCGCUGACCAUAUGGUCGAUGCCGAUCCUGAUGGCUCAAGACUCUCAUUACCACUGCUCGCAAUGCAGUUUGCACUUCGUCACUUUGUCAAGUGCACAGAGUUCUGCCUUGUUUGCCACUGCAAGACAAGAGAUAACUUUGAAGCCCUCAAGCCCUAUGUCUGCUCAAAUGGUCUCUGUCUCUACCAGUACAUGACGCUGGGCAUGGGACCAAACCUAGAGCACGAGGUUCGCUCCCAACCGUACGUCGUUGAUAUGCUUGUCAGUUUGACCUACGCUAGAGCAUCGUCGGGCAGGCUUAGAGAUUUCCCAACUGGUCUUGGGCUUCGUGUGCCCGUGUCAGACUGCAUCAGAAUCCAGUUUUCGAAUCUUAUUGCCACCUUGGAAAACCAAUCGCCUCCAGCCGGCCAAUACACCGCUCGCUUUCACGCCGCUCAAAUGGAGCUUCUUCCGGAUAAAAAGGUCCCUCUCAGAAUCGGCGAUUGGAUUGCUGUGAUAUUUCCGGCAGCGAAAACCGAAGGCGAUGCCGCAGCCAUUUGGCAUGGUCGGGUUGAACGCCUUGGUGAAUCUUCCCCUCACAUCUAUCUAUCAUCCCCCAGUUCGCCCGGAGUACAACUGUCGCCCAAGGAACUCUCGCACCGAUCAGCUGGAGAGUCGGUGUUCUUCUUCGUCUACGACCAGAACUUUGAUGACUUGAACCCUUGUGAAAAGCAAAAGACAAUGCAGAUCGUUCUUGACACCCUUCCUGAUGUCGACCAGAUGAAAGCCUUCCUGGGUCCAUACAGCAAUGGUCGGCUGCUCUCGUCAUGGACAGGAGUGAUAUCCCCGGCCGCAUUGGGGCUCUUGCGUUGGAUCGUCGCAUCCAACCGGUCAUACAUCAUGCAAGACAAUGACCGUCCUGAGCAUCUCGUGUCGGGCAUGGAUGGGUUUGUUCAGUUUCGACUUGCCCAAGGUGCCCCAGACAAGGAGCAACGCUUCAUCGAUGCUGUCGACACGGUUUCUCUAACUGCUAACCCCCAAUACCCUACCCUUUUCGCGUGGCAUGGCAGUCCUCUGUUCAACUGGCACAGCAUCUUGCGUGAGGGACUGAAUUUUGACACCGUUGCGAACGGUCGGGCUUGUGGCGAUGGCGUUUACCUAUCCCGAGAUUUCAAUACCUCGAUAGGUUACUGUCAGCGGCAUGGCCCGGGCGGCAUGUGGCCUGGGAGCAAACUGAAGAUCCAUGCGGCCAUCUCACUUAACGAAGUGGUCAACGCUCCUCAGAAAUUCAGGUGUACCAACCCCCAUUACGUGGUGAAUUUUCUGGACUGGAUCCAACCCAGAUACCUCUUUGUCAAAUGUAGAGCCGAAUCGGGCCUUCAAGCUGCACCCACCCAGGUGUAUAAGCAGGACCCAAAGUACCAGGCGAUGGAUCCCGCCCGCCGGGCAGUUGUUAUCCCUCUUUCCAUUCUGGGAAAACGAGGCCAGCCAAGCCAUCUUGCGAGUCUUGCAAAGAAUGCAAAGACAAAAAGAAGCUCACCGGAUCGUACAGGAAGAAAAAGGCGUAAACCCUCUUCGUCAAACCAGUCCUCUACGCUGAACGUGGACGGUAGAUUGGACGAUGAUACUAGCGUCGCAACCGCAUCUGAUGACGAGCGCAUUUUCCUUUCCGAGAUCGAGGACUGCACAACUGAAAGCGAUCCGAGGACUGGCUCGAAUCUGGAUGUUCACCCUGCACAGGAUCAAUCUCUCAAGACAGACUUUGUUCCAGGCACGCUCAAGGGCGAAUCUUUGUCGCUUCUUUCAAUGCCCGAAUAUGCCACUUCCUCCGCUACCAAGGUCCUGCAACAGCACUUCCAGGCCACUUUGAAGGUCCAACAGCGAGAGCCUCUCCACGAGCUCGGAUGGUACGUCGAUCCCAAUCUGAUCUCCACGGUGUAUCAAUGGAUAGUGGAACUACACUCAUUUGAUCCCGCCCUUCCCCUGGCAGAGGACCUGAAGGCCCUGGGCUUAAAAAGCAUUGUCCUGGAACUUCGAUUCCCUCCCCAAUUCCCCAUGGCCCCUCCAUUUGCCCGGGUGAUCCGCCCACGCUUUCGAGGAUUUGCUGCGGGAGGCGGGGGCCAUGUUACGGCCGGGGGAGCCAUGUGUAUGGAGCUACUAACUGAUUCUGGCUGGCUGCCAACGGCGUCCAUUGAAAGCGUACUACUGCAGGUACGAAUGGCGAUGACCAAUCUGGAGCCCUUCCCGGCACGUUUAGCUCCAAGUCCGCAGCAGGAUUACAAGGUCGGUGAAGCUAUUGAGGCCUACCAAAGAGCGUGCUUGAGACACGGUUGGCGGGUUCCUGAAGGGAUCCGGCGGCUUUCUUGGGCGUGA